ACCCUCAGAACCCAGUACAUGAAAUACCUGUACCCUAUAGAGUGCGAGAAGAUGAAACUGUCCAACCCUGCGGAGCUUCAGAGUGCCAUUGACGGUAACCGGAGGGAAGGGCGCCGCUCCUCCUAUGGCACUUAUGGCGACGCCGUCCAGCCGCCCCUCCUACCCCUCCAGAACCUACAGUCUCUCCAGAACCUACAGAACCUCCAGAACCCUCUCAGUUUAGUACCUCGGUCGCAGCUCAACGGCAAUGGCAACACACAUCCUUUGGCGCCUCAAGAUUACCUCCUGGGUCGGGGCGGGUCCCCCCCAUGCUCACAGGAGGCGCUGCUGGAGGCGACGCGACUCACCAUGUGGAAGCUGUACAACCAGGGACUUGGAGGAGGCGGCUUCCAGCACGAGGACGAGCCCCCCAAGCUGCCUCCUCCCCCUCACCACCCCAUGGGCGGAGUGCCCUUCCCUCCCCAGAAGGAGGCGCUUAACCUCGAAGUCAAGGAAGAUGAAGUGCCGCUUCUUUUUGAUAACCGAGGAUAUCAGGCCUUCUGCUUGCAGCGGCCGGGGCGCGUCAAGGAGAGCACCGACCACCGCAACGACAUGCGCAAUGACAUGCGUAACGACAUGCGCAGUGACCUGCGCAACGAUCUCCGCAGUCGCCUAGAAGAGAGUGCGAUACCACCCGCGGCCAAGCGACCCGCCCAGCACGAGGACUCCCAUGAUCCACGACUUCCACCGCCCACCACGCCCGGACCUCCAGGACAACCAGGAACCAAUAUUAAGAUCACAUCUAGGGGGGACGGCCGGAAUCAGGACCAGAGUUUGGUCGUCAGUAUGGAGAUCAACGGCAUCCUCUACCAGGGAGUGUUGUUUGCUCAGGCACCCCGGGCUCGCUUCAGCUAAGGUGCUGCCCUCCCUUCCCACCCCACCAUCCCGCCAUUUCGGAAGAUCCAGUCUCGCUUUUAGGGACUGUGAGUGGUACAGGGUCGUCCCCGUCCCCUUGGGGCUGUACUCUCCCUGAGGGGCUGCGGGCGGUGAAUCAUGGGGUGGUGCACAGCCCGUGAGGAUCAGUUCGGCUGUGAACACUCGGGUCUCCCACCUUCAGCCCUGCCCUGUUGGCCAAGUGCCUCGACAUUUGGCCCUCAGUUGUUACCUUGUAAUAAAGUCAGUGUAGUGCUUAAAGAACAUGCUGAACCCUGAAUCAGGGUUACUUGUAUUUAUUUGUGUAAUUAUUUUGUCGUGUGAUGAUAGGUGUACAGUAAUGUUCUGUGUGCGAGUAAGUGGCAUAAUUCCUGUUUCUCUUGUUAAGUUGUCCGGUCAGUGUAACGUAAGACAACCAUGUGGUGAUCUCAUGAAUGUAAUAAUACUCAAGUUGGGUGGCCGCGAUGGGCCCACUCGUGCCCAUGGUAGGCCGAGGUGUGGCCAUGGUAAGCUGCUGUAGGUGCGGCCUGGACCUGGCCACCAGCACCUCGUGGCGGCCCAGUGCUUGUUGAAGGAAAGAGUGUAGAAGACCAGUGUAUCGCCGACCACCGUGGCCGCUCCCUCGGCGGGUUGGGUGGCCAUCUAUCCAUGACUUUUCCCCCCUGGGCAGGAGACCCACCCACUCGCCCACCCGCCCACCCAUCAUCAUGACCGCCCACUCGGUGCAGACAAUCAGCCAAGCAGUGGAGUAAAGUACACGCUGCUUCCCGCCAGUUACGUUGUUGAUUGUUUGUGUUGUUUUUGGUUGGCAGAUGUUGACGAGAGUUGACGCUGAGGAAGGUUCAAGGUUCCUACUGUUCUGCAAUGUUGACAGCAGGACGUGACCAGAUGGCCUGCCCACGGCCUUCGAUACUGUUAUUAUUUAUGUGCGACGAGGAAGAGUUUGUUGAUUGACGUGAAACAAAAGUUUAAUAAUUCAGAGUCCGGGAAGUGUUGAUAACAGUGCAAUAUCCUGUUACUAUUACUCAAGAUGUCAAAAUUUAUAUCAUGUUUGGCAGAUGUUCCUUGUACCUGAACAAUUGUUUGACUGAAAACAAAAUUCCAGGUUUUCUUUCUUGUGACUUGUGUGUACGUCAUUUUAAUGCUAUAACAAACAGACGUCAAAUACCCAAUCUGUAUGCCCCACCCUCAGUAUCUUAUAAUAUUUUUUGUAAUACCAAUAUUUUUUUUCUUCUUAUUUUAUUAUUAUUAUUUUUUUUAUAUUACAUAUUUUUGUUAGGAUGAACUAUUUACGGUUAGUUAGUUAGUCAGUGGUUAGGUUAUUUGUGUGUGGAGCGUGGCGGGUCACGUGACCAGGGCAGGUGUGCCCGGCGGGUCGCUGGUGCAGGUGUAGCAUGUACAGUUUGUGUGCAGUUUACUCAGGGAUCCUCAUCUGUGCUCACGGCCCGCGGCUGCCGCGUGCGGUGCCGUAGCAGAUGCUGCGACGCGGGCACGGCCACAUCCGCGUGACAGGACGCUGCCGCCGCCUCCGCCGCGCACCCUCAGGACCCACUCCUGGCUGCGGCUGAGGCGGCGGCUGCAUCGCAGGGGCUGGCGGCUCCCUGGCCAGCCCUCAGCGUAGCCAAGGGGGCCUCUAUCCCCCUCCGUGGAAUCUCACAGUGUCAUGCUCGGGCAGCGUGUUUUUACUUUAUAACUUAAACUACCAAUUAAAAAAACGAUUUCACUGUAGCUUUAAGGUUCUGUUGUAAAUUACUUGUACGUGUACAGAGUGUACAGCUGUCCAGUGUUCUUCCUAGACCAAAGGAGGGAGGGGGGAGAGCCUAACCUGGUCCCCCCCUCCCCCUCAGGAUGGAUAACUGACAAGCUUAUUAAGAGGCGGUAGAGCGGCAGUUACUUAAAAGUGAAACUGUAUUAAUAAAGUGUUAAGUAGUGAG
Messenger RNA from Homarus americanus (American lobster), 2846 nucleotides. RefSeq lists its product as uncharacterized. The record is from RefSeq and is a predicted model, not a curated record. Bases 19 to 894 code for a protein of 291 amino acids. The transcript is spliced from 5 exons. NCBI's taxonomy places the organism in Eukaryota, Metazoa, Arthropoda, Malacostraca, Decapoda, Nephropidae.